AUGGACACCACCACGAUAUCCUUCUCGCGGCAAUACCUCGCCGUGAGGACACAUAUUAGUGCGUCACUGCCUGUUAAGGCCAUUCUGCUCUGCGGAGGUGUGGGCGAACGCAUGAAAAAUGACCUGGAUCGACUACUUCGACCUUCUAACCCAGAAGCAAGCCUGCGAGCCGACUGCCCCUCCAGCAAGCAAUUCGUGUUUCUGCAUGGCGUGCCGGUGUUCAUCUACUCGCUUGCCGAGUUACUGCGCUCUCCUGUGAUCAGUGAAGUGACCAUCGCUACGAAGCCUGAGUGGAACCUAAAGGUCCUGGAGCUCGUGGACUCGUGCACGGGGCCGUUGCUGAACAUUAUCGAAACAAGGACUGAGUCGUGUAAAGAAUCGCCUGAAAAGAAUUCGCCGCAAGAAGUAGCCGUAAAUGCGCCAACAGCGGUAUCUGGUUACGUCGUCGAUGAGGAUUCUCCACACGCAUCACAAUCGCAACAUGAUAAAGGAUGCAACAUGUCCAACACAGAUGGCACCACGGGGCCUGUUGAGGUUGAUUCCGAACGUGCACCAAAGUUUACGGGAGUACCGACCUUGGAGGUAGACGCGGCACGCAAGUCAGAAUAUGAAUCCCACCUCCGCAGAUACCCCUACUUCGUUUACGACCUUGUGGAUCGCCGUUGCGUGCUAAGCAGUGAUGAAAAGUGGUUGGAUGUGCUAGAGAAGGCAAUGCGUGGACCCGAUCCGAAGCGCUACAAGGUGGUAUCCUUGUGCGUCAGCGGUGGUAAUCGACCGUGGUCGGUCUACAAUGCGUUGCGCCGUAAGAACGCUUUGGAUGCGCGGAUGCCGGGCUGCUGCAGAGCUGAGUACAUAGCCCUGGUGCACGACUCAGUGCGCCCGCUACUACGCCACGUCGACCUGGAGUCGCUAGUGUCAACUGCCCGCCAGCUUGGCGCCGCAGUGCCGGCAGUGCCGGUAACGGAUACCAUCAAGGUGGUAGAGGCCCACUCGGGGAGGACUGUAGUGUGCAGCACUCCCGACCGCUCCACCCUUUUCGCAGUCCAGACCCCUCAAGCCUUCCUGUCGUCUCUGUUAAAGAGGGCGUACGCUACGGUGCUGGCAUCCGACGAAGCGGAGCCUCCGCCGCACCUCACCGACGACGCUAGCUUUGUGGAACAACUAGAGGGCAAGCGCGUAGCGCUGGUACCCGGCCAUCGAGUGAAUGUGAAGCUCACGACUUGGGAGGACAUCGGUGCAUGCUCAAGAUACCUUCGUGAGGCGUACUUUCGGGACUAG
This is a messenger RNA of Babesia bigemina, 1278 nucleotides long. Its product is annotated as 2-C-methyl-D-erythritol 4-phosphate cytidylyltransferase. The record is from RefSeq and is a predicted model, not a curated record. The transcript has 2 exons. The coding region runs from base 1 to 1278 and encodes 425 amino acids. Lineage: Eukaryota; Apicomplexa; Aconoidasida; Piroplasmida; Babesiidae. Gene Ontology annotation, molecular function: 2-C-methyl-D-erythritol 4-phosphate cytidylyltransferase activity.